AUGGCAGCUAUAGUUUUGGCCAUCCUUGCUCUCUCUACACUUUGCUCUAUUGAAGCUCAAGAGGGUGGCUUCAGUGUCGAAUUAAUCCACCGUGACUCCAGUAAAUCUCCCUUUUACAAUCCUUUAGAAACCACCUCUGAUCGUGUCACCAAUGCCUUGCGUCGUUCCUUCAAUCGUGUUCAUCGCUUCAAGACGAAUUCUGUUCCAACAACGGCAGCAGAAUCUGAUCUCACUGCCGAUUCCGGUGAAUAUUUGAUGAAAAUAUCACUUGGAACCCCAAGGUUUGAUAUUGUUGCAAUAGCUGAUACAGGAAGUGAUCUUAUUUGGACUCAAUGCAAGCCUUGUUCUCAGUGUUUCAAGCAAGACGCUCCAUUUUUCGACCCUAGUAAAUCGUCAACUUACAGAAAGAUUUCUUGCAGUGCAAGUCAAUGCAUUGAUCUUGAACGCACCUCUUGUUCUACCGAUCAUUCUUGUCAAUAUGCCGUCUCUUACGGUGAUAGCUCUUUCUCAGACGGCGAUCUCGCUGCUGAUACACUCACCUUGCCUUCGACAACCGGCCGACCCGUAGCUUUCCCGAAAACAGUCAUUGGAUGUGGAACCUUCAAUGGUGGAACAUUCGAUGAGAAGACAUCUGGCAUUAUCGGCCUUGGAGGUGGUCAAGUUUCACUAAUUUCCCAAUUGAGAACUUCUGUAGCUGGCAAAUUCUCCUACUGCUUGUUGCCAAUUUCCCAAGCGGGUAAUUCCAGCAAAAUUAACUUUGGCUCCAAUGCAAUAGUUUCAGGCCCUGGAGUUGUUUCAACACCAUUGGUUAAAAAAUCCCCCGACACUUUUUACUUCCUUACACUUGAGGCCAUCACUGUUGGAACCAAAAGAAUAAAGUUCACAGGCUCUUCUUUGGGAUCAGAAGAAGGCAACAUAAUCAUUGAUUCAGGCACUACAUUGACUCUUCUCCCAUUAGAUUUUUACUCAGAAGUUGAAUCCGCCAUGACUAGCCAGAUUAGUGCUAAAAGGAUCGAAGGUCCUGAGGGUUUGAGUUUAUGCUAUAAUGCUAAAGACGAGUUUAAAAUCCCUGAUGUUACAGUGCAUUUUACUAAUGCUGAUGUGAAGUUAAAGCCAUUGAACACCUUCAUCAGGGUUUCCGAUACAGCUAUAUGCUUCACUUUCAAUUCCCUUGAUGAUGUUGCAAUUUAUGGUAACUUGUCACAGAUGGAUUUCUUAAUUGGCUAUGAUACUCAAAAGCAGACAGUCUCGUUUCAGCCCACUGAUUGCUCCAACAAUUAG
Messenger RNA from Gossypium raimondii (Peruvian cotton), 1281 nucleotides. RefSeq names its product aspartic proteinase CDR1. Bases 1 to 1281 code for a protein of 426 amino acids. Gene Ontology annotation, molecular function: aspartic-type endopeptidase activity. Lineage: Eukaryota; Viridiplantae; Streptophyta; Magnoliopsida; Malvales; Malvaceae. Gene Ontology annotation, cellular component: extracellular region. The record is from RefSeq and is a predicted model, not a curated record. Gene Ontology annotation, biological process: proteolysis. The transcript has a single exon.